UCUAUAUAAAAGAACGAGAUGACGGAAUAUAGCGCGAGUAUCGUUUUAGCAGGGGAAUCCCGAAAAAUACGUGUCAACGAUACUUCCAAAGUCAAGUCCUAACAAAGAGCAAGUGCGCGGAUCAAUUGGAAAAAUGAUUCUUUCGCCGAGCGUGUCGAUCGUAACGUACUUAUUGCCCUUAUUGCUAUUUUAUGGGCAACAAGCUUCCGUGACGGAAAGCGUAACAAUAUCGAAGACUUGCUUCGGAUGUAUAUGCGAGGCUGCCUCGGGUUGUAACGUUACAAUUGGCUGCGAAGGGUCCGUGUGCGGACCGUUCCGCAUAACAUGGAACUAUUGGGCUGAUGCGGGUAAACCGAAACUCAAAGGGUCCUCCGACGAAGACGCAUACCAGAAAUGCGUCAACGAUCCAUUCUGCGGAGCUGACACCGUACAAGGCUACAUGGAUAAAUUUGCUCAAGAUUGUAAUGGAGAUGGAAAUAUCGAUUGCGACGACUUCCUUCGAAUUCAUCGAUUAGGUGGUUACGGAUGCAGCGCGCCUCUGAAUGCUAAAUACGAAAAUGCAUACAAACUUUGCAUGAAAACGUAUAACGUGUAAUCGACGAAAUCCAACCGACUUACGCAUUAAGAAACAUUAUUUUAUACACUUUUAUUCCAUAAAAAAUUAACUAACUCGAUAAAGUACCAACUAACAUUUGAUAUUCGAUUUAAAACAAUAGUCGUAAAUGCAAGUGUUUGCAUAUUAUAUACCUUAAUCGUUUCAAAAUUUAAUUUUCGUUCCAUGCGAAACUAUUAUUUUGUCCACUAAUUCGGCUCUCCUUUUCAAAGUUACUUCUUUUUCGUUUAACGUACCAGACGAAUCUAUAUUUUUUAUUAAAAAAUAUUGUAUGAAUAAACGAAGACUUUCUCUAAACGUUUGCAGUUGUGGAGAAAUGGAUAUUCUUUCAAAGGUUUGCAAACAAACUUGCUCGUUUUUAUGUAAAAGAAUACCUAGUAUAAUUUCUCUGAGAAGUUUCAUGGUGUAUCUAUCUAGUUCUGUAAAUUGAAUAACCUGUAAUAAAAUUCGAUUAUCAGACUUAUCGCGCACUUAAUAAUGUUAUAUACGUUGCAUGAUAGAAAGUACAAUAUUUACUUUUAAAACUGACAAAGCGAGGCAUUUUUCGGUGAAUAAGUAUGUUAAAAAUCGAGCUAGAUUGCUCAAUUGCUUUCUUCCGUGUGUAUUCAAAGACUUCAAUUUAUCCCACAACGCAUAUUGCAAUGUAAGCUGAAAUGUUAUUGGUAACUUAAAUCUCGAUAUACACGAUUGCGUGUGUCUGUUUAUAAAAUCGUGAAGCUAUACCUGAUACUUUCGAUUAUAUUCGCAGAAUUUUUGAGCUAAUACGGCAUAGUAAGGAUUAAACUUGUUUUCUUGCAAGCAACAAUGUAUUAAAACAUGUAUGAUUUCAUCUUCCUGUUGGUCCUUCAAACCUAGGUGAUGAAGAUUUUCAAAAGCGUCUACGUAAUCUUCGGCUGUCAUGAGAAUGCAAAAGAUAUUUCUUCUUGUAUCGGUGUUCAUUCGUUGCUUCUCCGCUAGCUCAAGUAUUUUUUUACCGAAACGAAAUUUAUUUUCCUGUUUCACCUUGUCUUGAUUACUCGUCAUGUUCGAUCCAACCCAAGCAGAACCAACGAUCCACCAUUUUCCAUUUUCAUCGGCUGUACAAGAACCAACGAAGUAUAGAUUUUCUUAUUUUCUUUUCUUAUACGUUAUAGUCGAUCCAGAUACGAAUAAAUCAUGUUUACCGUGUAAUAAGUCCUCCAAGGAAACAUUGAAUUGCGUUAUAGUAUUUCCUUUGCGUAUUACAUUUUUUAUAACUUUCUUCAAAUGCUCCACAUGCGAAGGAUCGUAUUGUGGUAUUUUACUAAUAUUAUUAUUCUUUAUUGCUAACAAAACAUCCAACAGAAAUCUAAAUCUUGAGCUGCAUAGUAACAACAUGUUUUAAAUUAAACAUUUAUACAAAUUUUAACUCUUCUUCAGAAUUUAAGACUUACCUCUGCUCGUUUUUAUGACUAGCUAUUUUUUGUAAAUUUUGUAUAAAUUCUUUUAAAGCAAUUGGAUCAUCUUUUCGUAGUACAAAACCUACUGUUCUCAAAAUAAGCAAUAUCAAAUCAAUUUCUUUCUCUGUAAAUUUAGUUGUAAGUCUAUCGAGUAUCUGAUAAAGAAGUUUAUAUCCGUAUACCUGCAUUAAAUUUGAAGAAAAAAAUAUUUACUUACAUUUAUCCGUACGUAAAAGAAGGGGGAGUAUUCUGAAUAUAAAAUUUUAGCUUUGUGUCUGCAGACACAACCGAUACAGUAAUCCAAAGAAUUUCAGUGAUCAAAAUUAAAAAUGUAAUAAAAAGAAUAUUAUAUAUACAUAUAUAUAAUUGCUCAAAGUUAGAAUCUUAUAUUGAGAAUCCUCCCUCUAAUGGUUGGGUUGUACUGUA
This is a messenger RNA of Nomia melanderi (Alkali bee), 2457 nucleotides long. Its product is annotated as lysozyme. Gene Ontology annotation, molecular function: lysozyme activity. Lineage: Eukaryota; Metazoa; Arthropoda; Insecta; Hymenoptera; Halictidae. The record is from RefSeq and is a predicted model, not a curated record.